AUGUCAGCAAAUAUAGACCAACUACAGGAAAACAUGUCAGCAACAGGAGCACCUUUAAAAGGUCAUCCUAUACAAAUAGUAGUGGCCAAUGAUGAUCAUACAUUUGAAUUAAACGAAGAAGCGUUAGAAGAAGUUUUAUUACAGCCUCAUAUACGAAAUAAGAAAGUUGUGGUGGUAUCUGUGGCAGGAGCAUUUCGUAAAGGGAAAUCCUUUCUUUUAGAUUUCUUUCUAAGAUAUCUAAGUGCAGAUUGUUCUCCAGAUUGGAUGGGUGAUGAAAACUCUCCAUUAGAAGGAUUUUCAUGGCGUGGUGGUUCAGAAAGAGAUACUACAGGAAUAUUAUUAUGGAGUGAGCCGUUUGUUUGUCGCUCAGGUAGUGGGCAAGAUUUAGCAGUAUUAUUAAUGGACACACAAGGUGCUUUUGAUAGUGAGUCUACAGUUAGAGAUUGUGCUACUGUCUUUGCUCUCAGUACUAUGUUAAGUUCAGUUCAGGUUUUUAAUUUAACCCAAAAUAUCCAAGAGGAUGACUUACAGCAUUUACAAUUAUUUACAGAAUAUGGUAGAUUAGCAUUAGAAGCUAAUGACAAUGUUAGUAAACCAUUUCAAAAAUUAGAGUUUUUAGUGCGAGAUUGGAGUUUUCCAUAUGAGGCAUGUUAUGGAGAAGCUGGUGGUAAAAAAAUCAUGGAAAGAAGAUUAACAGUCUCAAAUAAACAGCACCCAGAAUUACAACAAUUACGAAGACACAUCAGAUCAUGUUUUGAUGACAUUUCAUGUUUUUUAUUACCACAUCCUGGUCUAAAAGUUGCUACCAAUCCACAUUUUGAUGGAAGAUUAAAAGAUAUUGAAGCAGAUUUUACAGAACAGUUGCAAAUAUUAGUGCCUUUAUUAUUGUCAAAAGAAAACUUAAUAGUAAAAGAAAUCAACGGUUCACAGAUUACAUGUCAAGAUCUGGUUGAAUAUUUCAAGGCAUAUAUCAAUAUUUAUCAAGGUGAAGAAUUACCAGAACCCAAGUCAAUGUUACAGGCAACAGCUGAAGCAAAUAAUCUAGCAGCAGUUGCAGCAGCUAAAAAUUGUUACACAAAAGAGAUGGAAGAUGUUUGUGGUGGUGAUAAACCUUAUAUUAAUCCAGAAAUGUUACAUCUUGAACAUAAAAGAGCCUUUGACAGAGCCAUGGAAUUAUUUGCCUCAACUAAAAAGAUGGGAGGAGCUGAAUUCAGUGAAGCCUUUUCAACAAAAUUAAAAAUCGAGAUAAAGGAAGCGUUCGAUCAGCUAGUGAAACAUAAUGAAACUAAAAAUAUCUUCGCUGCAGCUCGAACGCCGGCGGUAUUAUUCACAGUUAUGGUAGUGUCUUAUUUAUUAGCUGGCUUAUUUGGAGUUGUUGGACUUGAAUCAGUUGCUAAUUUAUUAAAUUUAAUCAUGGUUGGUUUUCUUGUGUUAAUGGCUACGUGGUUAUAUGUACGAUAUUCCGGAGAAUAUAGACAUGUAGCAGUACAGAUAGACCAACUUGCCGACCAUAUUUGGGAAAAACGUGGAAAUAUAACAAUAAAUGAUGGACAAUCAGCCACUAACUCAGAUAUUAGCUCAAGCCAAACUCAAAUGAUCAUCCCAGUCCAGUGUUUGCCUUAUACCACCCUUAACUCAGUGAAUUUCUAUUUUAUACCAAUUUCUACCACCUUCAACUAUAAAUAUUGUUAA
Molecule: messenger RNA, 1692 nt
Organism: Lottia gigantea (owl limpet)
Lineage: Eukaryota; Metazoa; Mollusca; Gastropoda; Lottiidae
Exons: 14
Coding region: 1-1692 (563 amino acids)
Biological process (GO): endoplasmic reticulum organization; protein homooligomerization
Molecular function (GO): GTPase activity; GTP binding
Source: RefSeq, a predicted model, not a curated record